AUGGGCUCGGACUUCCCGAGCGGCGCAGUGUGCUUCGCCGUGGACGGGCGCAAGCUACAGGCGGACCGGUUCCUCCUCGCGGCGCGGUCCGAGUACUUCGAGCGGAUGCUGCGCACUGGCAUGGCGGAGGGAGCUGCCACGGAGGUUGCCAUCCCCAGGGCUUCAGCCCCCGCCUUUGAAGCGGUGCUGCGGUUCAUCUACUCGGCGGGUCAAGCUGGCCAGACUCUUUUCGAACAAGCCGAUCCUCUUGAAGUGCUGCACCUCUCUGUGGAGUUUUUACUGGAGGAUCUCACCCGCUUGUGCGAGUGGAAGCUCAUGCAGGGGCUGACGCUGGACAAUGUGCUGGUCACCUUUGGCUCUGUGGUUUCAGUGAGAAGUCAGGUGCCGGCGCUGGUCAAGGCCUGUGUGGAAAGGAUGCAAGGGCAGAUGAGGGAUGUGGUUGGAAGCGAGUCCUUUACGGAGCUCUGUCGCAGUCAGACCGCGGUGCGGGAGCUGCUGCUCUCCUUCGAUGAGUCACUCGCAUGGGCAGACAGGUUCGGACACGCCUUCUAA
This is a messenger RNA of Effrenium voratum, 552 nucleotides long. The record is from the annotation of a GenBank genome assembly. NCBI's taxonomy places the organism in Eukaryota, Dinophyceae, Suessiales, Symbiodiniaceae.